AUGGAAACACCAGAACCAAGCACUCAACCUAUUACCACUACUUCUUCUUUAUCACUCCUUAGACUCUGUAAAAAGACUAAUUCUCAUAAAAUAGAAAACCUUAUUGAGUACUCUCAUGUUCCUGAAGAUGCUCAAAUUUCUGAAACAAUACCUCCUCUAUUGAGUCCGUACAACAUCUUCAAAAGACAAAGAAGUGUUACCAGAUCCAUCCGAAAUCUUAUCUCUACCAAUCGCCCUCAUAUGAAAGAGUACGUCCAGUCAUCUAGACUAGACCAAUGCAGCCUAAGAGCUACAAACCAAGAGCAGUAUGUAGAUCUGGAGAUUCCCCAAUAUCUCAUAAACCACUGGAAAACUGAAGGAUAUACAACCUUACACUUCGGGGAUUUCAGACUCAUCCUUUCUCUUCAUGGAAGGAAGAACCAACCCGUCUUUUGCAAAAUAGCUCUUCUGGACUCCAGCUGCCUCCAUUAUGAAAAUGCUGUGAUAGGAACUGUUCUAACUACACUUCAUGCAGGAAGUGUCGUCCUCACCAUCUUCCCUAACUAUAAUGUGAGUCUUAAUGAGAACACCUUGUCCAUAAGACUGAAAGUACAGAUCCAAAUCACCAGAACUGACCAAGUGCCUGAAGCUAUGUCAGCUACCCUCCAUCACCAGAUAAUAUACCGCUUACAAAAUCACUCGAUAGAUCUUCCUAUCUCAGGAUGCUCUUCUGAUUCACUAUUGGUUGUCACCAAUAGAGAAGAAGACAUACCCUCCAUAGUCCAGAUUCCAAGAAAGAUCACAAGGGAAGAAUUAACUCAGCUAAUUCCCCUUGAAUGGAUAACCAACUAUGAGAGACUUCAUGUUGACAAAAGACCUAUCCAAUCUCAAGAGGCUACUUUCAGGAGAUCUGUUGACAAAACAGUCAAGACGAUCUUUAAGAAACCAGACGAAGGGUCGAGCUCAAUAUCUCCGAUCUUCCAGACAAUGAUGAUUCAACCAGUUCUCAAAGAAGAUUGGUGUCCCGUCUAUGAUGUUACAAUAGAGGGAAAACCUAUCUACACCGAUAAAAUAGAUGGCCACUUCAUUUGGGAUGUUGAUCCAACAAGAUGUGACCCAGAUUGUGACUGCUGGAUGCAUGAUGAUGAUAUUGACCGAGAUAUCAUUAUUCCUAAAACAAAGAAAAAGGGAAGGUGUAAACCCUCGCCACCUCCUCAAAGGAGAUCUGAUCCAGACAAUGGGCCAUGGGUAGGAAUCCAUGGAAAAAAGAAACCCCUCUGUAUCUACGAGGAAGGACUAAAAAUUCUCAGGAGAGAAGGAUUGUUACCACCUGAUGAUCCGAAUCUUAUUACAUGGUCACCAACAGACCAUUGUAAACCGUUACAUCCCCCAGCUGUUGCUCAACCAAUUCCUUGCUUUAUGUAUUCAACCACAACUUCAGAGUACAAACGACAAUUUCCGUCUUUGGAAAGAAAGAUGAAUCUAGUCACAGGCAGAACAUCCAAACCCUUCAUUCAUCCGAGUGAAGUCCAGCCCGAUGGGAAGCUUAAACCUUUAACUCAGGCUGAGGAAGUUCUGAAUUGGCAAUCUGAAAAUAUGGUUUCUCAAAAUAAAAUUCUUCAAAACCUUGACAAAAAGGUAGAUAAGAUCGCUGAAAAAAUAGACGAGACAGAUGAAGAUAUCAAGGUUUUAUCCCAAAAAAUGUAG
Molecule: messenger RNA, 1686 nt
Organism: Lathyrus sativus (Indian pea)
Lineage: Eukaryota; Viridiplantae; Streptophyta; Magnoliopsida; Fabales; Fabaceae
Source: the annotation of a GenBank genome assembly